This is a messenger RNA of Lecanosticta acicola, 1770 nucleotides long. Lineage: Eukaryota; Fungi; Ascomycota; Dothideomycetes; Mycosphaerellales; Mycosphaerellaceae. The record is from the annotation of a GenBank genome assembly.
AUGGACGCGAUGGAAUCUGCGACGACUCCGAAUGGCGAUGGAGGCAGUCCGCCUGCCCAGAAGCGACAACGUGCGAAACAAGCUUGCGAACCGUGUAGACUACGAAAACGAAAAUGCGAUGGAAACAUGCCCUGUAACAUGUGCACGCAAUUCGAGUACAAGUGCUAUUUUGAAAAGCAUCCAAGAAAGCGUAGCAAGCUGGUCGAACAACAUGCCCAGGCCGAUCUUGAAGGAACCGAGCCUGCUGGGUUUGGAGGCAGCGUCACUAAGCCUAGUCUCGAAGACAUCACGAAAAUGCGAUCUAUGGAAGCGAACUCUGGCAUCGCUUUCACCAGACUACUUGGACAGCGCCUGGAUCCCUCAAGCGGACCAAAGCUGUUCACCUUCGGAUGGAAUCUUGGGAAUAGUUCAUUUAUCCCUCCAACAUCGAGGCCUGUCACCGAUUUCCUCGAUCAGGAGCAAAUGUAUGCAUUAGCACGCCUGCAUUUCGCCAAUGUCGCGCCUCUAUAUGGCUUCUUGGAUAAAGAUCGCAUAUUGCAAGCGAUUUCGUUGAGAUGGUCCCGACCAGAUGCAUGCGAUGUGCCCGAUCACCUUUUGUGUGGUCUAGCGGCCGUGGGCUCCCUCUUCUCCGAGACUGGCGCGUUACCACAUCCUGUAGUGUCAUCGCUUGUUGACGUUCAGAAGCUGGCGCUGGAGAGUACGAGCACGAUGUUACCACCUUCCCUGGCCGACGUGCAAUCGUGGAUCUUACGCUGUAUAUAUUUGCGUGCCACGGACCAUCCGCAUUCUACUUGGAUCGCGAGCUGCACGACCAUGCAUCUCGUAGAAGCUGUAGGACUUCAAUGUGAAGCGAGUAGUUCGGUACUUCAUCCUGCGGCAAACGAUGCGAAGAACGACCCAGAGAUUAGAAGAAGAUGUUUCUGGGUUGCGAGAAUGCUCAACACGUGGGUAUCAUUCGAGUACGGCCGCACACGUGUCGCUCUUCGCGGCAUCACUGCACAGCUACCGACUAGCAAAGAAGGAGAUUAUACGACAGACUACAUCAAUCUGUACAGCAUAUCAUGUUGUCUUGACCCGGAAACUUCAGAUAAGGCUGGCCAAUGGGAAGAAUUUCUGGAGAGACUGGAUGCUUACGAAUGUCGACACGACGGCAUAGCACUGUCAAAAGCGAAUCUCGGCCUGUGCGGAUACCGUCGAUUACGUCUCGCGAACCCAAAUUUGUCAGGCGACAUCACAAACAGGAUCAUCAAUAUGGGAUUACGAGGUCUAGACGCGGCCCGGAGAAUGGCUGAGAAGCAUAUGCCUUGGUGGCAUGUCGCGAAUGUGCCUUUCCAAGUGAUUUGCAUCUUUCUUGCCAUGGACGCCCGAGAAUCGCUCUCACACCUUGCAACAGCAAUGCGAACACUCGAGUUUGUGGUAGAGCGCUUUCGCACAGCGGCAAUGAAGGAGGCUCUUAAGACGGCGCGCUUCCUUGUGCGACUGUCGAAGAAGCGGAAAGAUGAAGAUUCCGAAGUGCUAGGGUUAAGCCUCAAGAAGGCCCUCGAAGCAGCAGACGCGGAUCCGCAACCCGAAAACUUGAAGGUUGUUCCUCCACAACCGACACCAAAUGGAGUUGCGCCCAUGCCCACGGCGACAGAGACCCCAAUGACUUCGUCCAGUAACGAAGACUGGAACCUGGAUGUUUUGAACGAUACCCAGUUUGAUUGGAAUUAUUUCUUGACACACGACAUGCCUGCUUUCAAUUCCUUUGCUCCAGACGGGACGAUGUAG